This is a messenger RNA of Mustela erminea (ermine), 1131 nucleotides long. It is a transcript of the gene ITGB1BP1, whose product is annotated as integrin subunit beta 1 binding protein 1. The transcript has 8 exons. Gene Ontology annotation, molecular function: integrin binding. The coding region runs from base 349 to 951 and encodes 200 amino acids. The record is from RefSeq and is a predicted model, not a curated record. NCBI's taxonomy places the organism in Eukaryota, Metazoa, Chordata, Mammalia, Carnivora, Mustelidae. Gene Ontology annotation, biological process: negative regulation of substrate adhesion-dependent cell spreading; negative regulation of focal adhesion assembly. Gene Ontology annotation, cellular component: ruffle; cell periphery; lamellipodium.
CGCCUGCGCGAUGUCUCGGAGGCGGGGCUCGGCGGGCGGGGCCGGGGGCGCCGGAAAAGCUGGCGCUGGAAUUAGAACUGGAGCGGCUGCCCCAGUGUCGGUUCCCCUGGGUGUCUGACCCCGACCACAGGCGGCCCCGGCGGCGCGCCGGCGGCUGUGAGCAGGUACCCCGUUUUUCUGAAAAGAAUUGACCAUGUCAGAAUGAGAGGAGGUUCUCUGUGCACACUGCCAGCUGUGGGACCUUUGAAGACAAUAAAGUAGUAUUCCUUCUACCGUAAGCAGAUUCCAUCAUUCCCGCUGUAGGAUCCGCUCUUCGGGGAGCUCGUUGGGAUCCAGCUAUGGUGAAAAAUGUUUCGGAAAGGCAAAAAGCGACACAGUAGCAGCAGUUCGCAGAGCAGUGAAAUCAGUACUAAGAGCAAGUCCGUGGACUCCAGCCUCGGCGGGCUCUCCCGAUCCAGCACCGUGGCCAGCCUCGACACGGACUCGACCAAGAGCUCAGGACAAAGCAACAACAAUUUAGAUACCUGUGCGGAAUUUCGGAUAAAAUAUGUUGGUGCCAUUGAGAAACUGAAAUUCUCUGAAGGAAAAAGUCUUGAAGGGCCUCUAGACCUCAUUAAUUACAUAGAUGUUGCCCAGCAAGAUGGAAAGUUGCCUUUCGUUCCUCUGGAGGAAGAAUUUAUCAUGGGAGUUUCUAAGUAUGGUAUAAAAGUAUCAUCAUCAGAUCAAUAUGACGUCUUACACCGGCACGCUCUGUAUUUAAUCAUCCGCAUGGUAUGUUACGACGAUGGCCUGGGGGCAGGAAAAAGCUUACUGGCUCUGAAGACCACCGAUGCCAGCAACAAGGAGUACAGCCUCUGGGUGUACCAGUGCAGCAGCCUGGAACAGGCACAAGCCAUCUGCAAAGUUUUAUCCACCGCUUUUGACUCUGUAUUAACAUCUGAGAAAGCUUGAAUUCUGCAGCCCAGUGGAAGCCAGCCUCGUGCAGAAGGGCAGUAGGUUUCCAUCUGUAGUGCUGAACUACUCUGGAGAUCGAAAGUGAUCCCUUGCUUGAGAUUUUCUGAAGAAAACCAGUGUAUAAAAUAGUGGUCAUUUGCUUUUCUAUUAAAAUGUCUUAUUACAGUUAAGUCUCAA